AAGGUCAGUGGUGGGGCAGGCGCGCUGGCGCUGGUUCUGCAGCGGACAAACAUGGCGGCCCCGACGUUGACUGCAAGGUUGUACUCCCUGCUGUUCCGCAGGACCUCUACCUUCGCCCUCACCAUCGCCGUAGGCGCCCUGUUCUUCGAGCGCGCCUUCGAUCAAGGCGCGGACGCGAUCUACGAACACAUCAACCAGGGGAAGCUAUGGAAACACAUCAAACACAAGUAUGAGAACAAGGAGUAAUUCCUCGGAGGCCUCCAUCCAGGCCAGAAGGACCAGGUCCACCCACCAGCUGUUUGCCUAGAACCAGGGCUUCAGCUUGAAAAUGAUGCUCACGUUGCUCUCCAUGGACCACCUUUAGCUGUUGGCAGGAGAUGGCAUCACCUGACAGACUCUUUAACUUCUGCUAUCUUUGAAGAAUGUUUAAUCAGAGUCAUCAACAAAUAAAUGUAAAUUGUCCUUGA
Molecule: messenger RNA, 467 nt
Organism: Hippopotamus amphibius kiboko
Lineage: Eukaryota; Metazoa; Chordata; Mammalia; Artiodactyla; Hippopotamidae
Product: cytochrome b-c1 complex subunit 9
Exons: 2
Coding region: 52-246 (64 amino acids)
Biological process (GO): mitochondrial electron transport, ubiquinol to cytochrome c
Source: RefSeq, a predicted model, not a curated record